Molecule: messenger RNA, 1077 nt
Organism: Diorhabda carinulata
Lineage: Eukaryota; Metazoa; Arthropoda; Insecta; Coleoptera; Chrysomelidae
Exons: 3
Coding region: 1-1077 (358 amino acids)
Source: RefSeq, a predicted model, not a curated record
AUGUUUCACGACCAAUAUCCCCAGAAAAAGAAAAGACCACUUCAAGAUGGGUUGGAAUUGCAAAUUGAACCACAAGCAUCUACGUCAAAAGAAACAGACGACUUCUCUCAAAGCAACCAUGUUAUGACAGAAGCAGAAAACUAUUUCUUACGACAAAGUCUAGAAAAAGCUACAGAUAGUCUCUCUCACUUAUCAGAAACAUUCUCCUUUGAUCAUAUUAGGAGUGAUAAUAACUUGGUCAUUUUAUAUACUGGUUUGCCUACAACAGAUGUAGAAAAAAUGCGAAAAAUUGAUCAGCUGCUCAUGACUUUGAUGAAAUUGAAACAAAAUUUUCCACAUCAAGAUUUAGCAGUAAGGUUUAAUGUUUCACAAGGCACAGUCUCAAAUGUUGUAACAGCCUUGCAUGAAAUUUUAUUCAAACAAUUCAUGUCUGAAAUACCAGAUAGAAGUAAAAAUCAGUUGUGCUUACCAAACUGUUUUAGUAGUUUCACAAAUUGUAGAAUUAUAAUAGAUUGUACGGAAGUUUAUACUUGUAUAAAUCGCCAAAGUAUGUCUUCCCAGAAGUUGACGUACAGCUCAUAUAAGCAUAGAAAUACAUGCAAAGGAUUAGUAGGUGUUGCACCAAAUGGUGUAGCUACAUUUUUAUCAUGUUUAUAUCCAGGUUCAACAUCAGACAAAAAAAUUGUCAAAGAUUGUGGAAUCUUAAAUCAACUUAAACCUGGAGACUUGGUAUUGGCAGAUAAAGGAUUCCUAAUUAAAGAUUUAAUGCCUCCCGGAGUUCAUAUUAACAUUCUCCCAUUUCUUACAACUCCUCAAUUCACUACAGAACAAGUUCAUCAAACUGAAUGCAUUGCUCGAGCAAGGAUUCAUGUGGAGCGUGCUAUAAGGAGAAUGAAGGUGUUCAAUAUAUUAAAUUUAAUUCCACAUUCUUUGUUACCACAUGCUGAUGCUGUGUUUCAGGUAGUAGGGGCUUUAACAAACUUGCAGUAUCCUUUAAUUAAAGAAGUUGGACAACUUUAUUAUGAAGGGAUUCAAAAGAUUGAUCAUAUCGUUAGAUUUUGUAUAAAUAGUUUUUAA